Messenger RNA from Dreissena polymorpha, 4392 nucleotides. RefSeq names its product DNA replication licensing factor mcm2-like. The coding region runs from base 208 to 2865 and encodes 885 amino acids. Gene Ontology annotation, molecular function: 3'-5' DNA helicase activity; single-stranded DNA binding; ATP binding. The transcript has 18 exons. Lineage: Eukaryota; Metazoa; Mollusca; Bivalvia; Myida; Dreissenidae. Gene Ontology annotation, biological process: DNA replication; mitotic DNA replication initiation; double-strand break repair via break-induced replication. Gene Ontology annotation, cellular component: MCM complex; nucleus. The record is from RefSeq and is a predicted model, not a curated record.
UUAUUUCAUAAAUCAAACUUACGGAGGAAUCCGAGAUAGCCGAUGUAUCACGAUUGGUCUUUGUGUAAGUUAAUUUUCUUGAGCUUCAAUACGCGAAGUGACCUCUUGACCCUAUUCCCGCGCUUUCGAAGUCACGUGGGCAAAUAAAGAAAACGACAACACUGUGCUGAAAACUACCACACACUUUAACAUCAAACAACGCACGCAAUGGCUGAGGAACCAUCUUCUGAACCAUUCUCUUCUGCAACCAGUCCGGCAAGAUCCAGAAGGAGUCGUGACCCAAUCACUUCCAGUCCAGGCAGGGACCUCCCACCGUUUGAAGAUGAGUCGGAACUACUUGGGGAUGAUGAGCCUGCGCAGGAGGAGGAGGACGGGGAGGAGCUGUUUGGGGAUAACAUGGAAAGAGAUUAUCGGCCUAUGCCAGAGUUGGAUGUGUAUGAUCGGGAGGUAAUGGAUGAUGAGGACUAUUCAGACCUGUCUGAGAGUCAGCGUCAGGCUGCUGAACGAGAGUUGCAUCAACGUGAUAGGGAGGAGGGACGGUUAACUGGUCGCAUGAGGCGCGGUCUCAUGUAUGAUGAGUCGGAUGAGGAAGAGGAGGACAGACCAAGGAAACGCCGCGCUGCAGAACGAGCUGCAGAAGGAGAGAUGGAGGAUGAGGAGAUGAUUGAAAGUAUUGAAAACCUCGAAGACAUGAAAGGGCAUUCUGUUAGAGAGUGGGUGUCCAUGCUGGCUCCUAAAACUGAGAUAAAAAACCGCUUUAAGAACUUCUUGAGAACAUUCGUUGACUCCAAGGGCCACAACGUGUACAGAGAGAAAAUUCGACAGAUGGUGGAAGGUAACAAGGAGAGCCUGGUGAUAGACUACAACAUGUUGGCCUCUGUUGAACAAGUGCUUGCCUACUUCUUGCCAGAGGCCCCAACUGAGAUGCUGCAAAACUUUGAUGAGGCUGCAAAAGAAGUUGUGUUGAGCAUGUACCCAAAUUAUGAAAGGAUUGCCAAGGAAAUUCAUGUCCGAAUUGCUGAACUUCCACUCAUUGAAGAGUUGCGUUCACUGAGGCAGUUGCACCUGAACCAGCUGAUCCGUACGAGUGGCGUGGUGACGAGCUGCACAGGGGUGCUUCCUCAGUUGAACGUGAUCAAGUAUGACUGUAACAAGUGUAACUACGUUCUCGGUCCCUACUACCAGUCCCAGUCGCAAGAGGUGAAGGCCGGGUCUUGUCCGGAGUGCCAGUCCACUGGGCCUUUCGAAAUUAAUAUGGAACAGACCUUGUAUAAGAACUAUCAAAGAAUCACUUUACAAGAGAGCCCUGGCAAGGUACCUGCUGGGCGACUGCCAAGGUCCAAGGAUGCCAUUCUACUGGAUGAUUUGACAGACAACUGUAAACCUGGAGAUGAAAUAGAAAUGACCGGUGUCUACCAUAACAACUAUGAUGGGUCUCUAAACACUGCCAAUGGUUUCCCAGUGUUUGCCACAGUGAUACAGGCAAACUACAUCACAAAGAAAGAUGAUAAACUAGCCGUGGCCAGUCUCACUGAUGAAGAUAUCAAGGCUAUCGUGCAGUUGUCGAAAGAUGAACGGAUUGGAGAAAGGAUAUUUGCCAGCAUGGCUCCAUCCAUAUAUGACCACGAGGAUAUCAAGCGAGCCCUAGCCCUGGCCAUAUUCGGUGGGGAGGCAAAAAAUCCUGGCGGCAAACACAAAGUCAGAGGUGACAUAAACGUCCUCAUCUGCGGAGAUCCAGGAACUGCGAAAUCUCAGUUCCUAAAAUACAUUGAGAAGACUGCCCCGCGUGUUGUGUACACUACCGGCCAGGGGGCGUCAGCGGUGGGUUUGACAGCAUACGUGCAGAGGAAUCCCGUUUCAAAGGAGUGGACACUGGAGGCAGGCGCCCUGGUGCUGGCAGACAAGGGAAUCUGUCUCAUUGACGAGUUUGACAAGAUGAAUGACCAGGACCGUACCAGUAUCCAUGAGGCCAUGGAGCAGCAGAGUAUCUCUAUAUCCAAGGCAGGCAUUGUCACCUCCCUCCAGGCCAGGUGUGCCGUGCUGGCUGCGGCCAACCCUAUAGGUGGAAGAUACGACCCGGCACUUACAUUCGCAGAAAAUGUUGAUCUGACUGAGCCCAUUCUGUCCAGAUUUGACAUCCUGUGUGUGGUGAGGGACACUGUGGACGCUGUACAGGACGAGAGACUAGCACGCUUUGUGACUGGCAGCCAUAUGAAGCACCAUCCAAAUGCGACCGAGGCUGAGCAGGAUGAAAACCUGAAUCUGCUGAACACCAACUCCAGUGUUGAGCCUAUUCCCCAAGACCUGCUCAAGAAGUAUAUCAUCUAUGCCAAGGAGAAGACGCACCCUCGGUUGAAUAAGAUGGACCAGGAUAAGGUUGCCAAAAUGUAUGCAGAGCUUCGACGGGAAUCUAUGGCAACGAACAGCAUCCCUAUCACUGUGCGUCACAUUGAGUCAAUGAUACGCAUGGCAGAGUCUCACGCCAAGAUGCACCUGCGUGACUAUGUGAAUGAGGAGGACGUGAACAUGGCCAUGCGCAUCAUGCUGGAGAGUUUCAUCAGCACGCAGAAGUUCAGCGUGAUGAGAUCCAUGAGGAAGACAUUUGGCCGGUACCUGGCAUUCAAGAAGGACAACAAUGAGCUGCUGCUGUUCAUCUUGAAGCAGCUGGCCCAGGACCAGAUGUCCUUCCAGAGGAACCGGUACGGACAGGAACAGGAAAUUAUUGAGAUCUCCUGCAAGGACCUUGCUGACAAGGCUCGUCAGAUCAACAUCACAAACCUCGCAACCUUUUAUGAAAGUGACACCUUCAAGUCGAACAGAUUUUCCUACGACAGCAAACGCAACCUUGUCAUACAGAACAUAUAAGUUGGUGAUGAUGUGGAAAAUCAUAUUUUUUAUCACUUGUAAUAUGUGUUUAUUAAGAUACACGCAUAUGUGACAAAAAUAACAUUAAAUAUUUAAUGAAUAUCUGGAAAGUGAAUCACUGGGAAUUGCAACCUGAAAUAUAUUUUUAAGCUCCACUGGCCAGAGGCCAGCGGGGCUUAUGUCAUGGGCCCGUAUUCACCAAACAAUUCUUAGACUUAAGUCUAAAAAUAAAGAAAAUUCUUUAAAUAAGAAUAUUCAGAAUUUCUUUAAUUUUGAGUCAAACUCUGCAGUAAACAUCUCUAUCUAUAUUAUUCUUCAUAUAGAACAUUUUGUUAAUGACAUAAUCACCAGUGGAAGCCUGUAUAUAUUCAAACACUGAACACAUUUUUCUUGGUUCUAAGUCUAUUCUUUAUUCUUAAGUCUAAUAAUCGGUUGGUGAAUACGGGCCAUGGUCCUGUGUCCGUCGUGCGUGCGUCCGUCCAGCGUUAACUUUUUCUUUAAACAUCUCCUAAACUACUGGUCCAAUUCUGAUGAAAUUUCUCAGGAAUGUUCCUGGGGUGAACCUCUUUCAAAUUUAUUCAAAUUAUGGCCCUGGGGUCAAAUUUGACCCUGCCCCCGGGGGGUCAGAAAAUUGAAAAUUUGCUUAUAUAAGGCCUAUUUUGUGAAAACUUUAAAAAUCUUCUUGUCCAUAAUCAUUGGGCCUAGGGCUAUUAAAUUUGGUAUGUAGUGACAUCUUGUAGUCCUCUACCAAGUUUCUUCAAAUUAUGCCCCUGGGGUCAAAUUUGACCCUGCCCUGGGGGUCAGAAAAUUGAAAUAUGCUUAUAUAAGAAAGAACGACAAUAUCUUUUGGAGAGAUAAAUGUACCUACGUAAUAAGCAAAGGACCUGUGCAACAAUUCCCGGGCUUUUAAGUCUGUUAAGUUACCAUGGUAGUAACUUUUUCCAUAUAUAAAAAAGCUCACCCAACUUUUAAUGCCCAGUGGGACAAGGGAUAGAAAGAGAAAGUCACAUGCUUGGAUGCAUUUAAACCCAUGCGCAUUGCAUGUUUUUUUCGCAUAAAAAAGCAGUGGAGCGAUACAUGGCCCUCUUGUUUUGUAUUUUCUUUUGUUACUAAUGUAAUGAGUAUUUGUGAUGAAAAGCUCCCUUAAUGUGCAUUGAAAGCGAUUGCAUAUUGUAAAAUUGUAAUUUGAAUAACAUGUGUACAUGCCCUUGCUGAUGUUUUUGUGGAAGUGCGGUGCAUGUCAUCCGAUGAUACGCAACCUAGUGCUUAUUAUUCACCUUGAAUAGUGUGUUCAGCCACCUUGUGUUCUUUCAUUUUGCUCAUUUUUGUCCACAGAUUUAGAUCUGGCGUACUGCUUCAAAGAUCUUUUUACACACAUGUAAUGAACUUAAAAUCAUGUUGUUCACGUAUUUACUUGUUUACAACAAUUUCAUUAAGUUCUAGCAACCACUCAAUGUUUAAAAAAAACAUGUUAACAUACUUUGUGUUGCGGAUAUAUUUAUAAGAGAAUAAAAUAUAAAAUAACAA